AUGGAUACUUUCGUCCAGUGGCAAUUCGGUCGAAGUCUAGGCAGCAACCUUAUUGAGGAUCUGGCUGAAAGGAAAAUGUACUUCGACGGUUUCUUUAGCCCCGGGCCUUAUACAUUCUGGCAAUAUUACUUUCCAGAUCUUGCCCGAGUAUUACGCACGGUUGGUAUCUAUCUAAUCCCAAGAUGGGUGGAUACCCACUUCAAGGCUAUUGAAGAUUGGAAUCUGGACAAGUGCGAUAGAGCUCAGCAACUUCUGGCCAGGCAUGAGACGCUGGCCGAAGCGGAUCAGCCAGUGGUCUUCGAGCAAGCCCUCAAGUCCAUGAGUGAGGUUGACUCGAAACCUGGUGCAUAUCCGCAACGUAUGGAGGUCGCGAGUGAUAUGUUCGCUCAUAAUUCUGCCGCGUUUGAAACAAGCGGUAACACCGAGACUUACUUUUUUUAUGAAAUGUGCCGAAAUCCUAUCUGGCAGAAACGUUUACGAGAAGAGCUACUGACGUUGGAACCACAACUGAAAUUCGAACAGGGGAAAAAGUACGAGAUCGAAGACCUCCCUUCAUCAAAGGUGGUCGACGCACUGCCAAUUCUACAUGCCGUUAUCGUGGAAACCAUGCGACUUUACCCAUCUGUUCCGGGUGGCCAGCCUCGAGUAGUGCCCAGACCUUGUACGCUAGGUAGUUUCGAGAACAUUCCCAAAGGGACGAUCGUACAGUCAUAUGCCUACGCACUUCACAGGACGCCAGAAAUCUUUCCAGAUCCGCAUCAAUGGAAGCCGGAGAGAUGGUUGGACGCUUCUCCGGAACAGCUGACUGUGAUGAAGAAAUGGUUCUGGCCGUUUAGUAGUGGUGGUAGAAUGUGUAUUGGCAGCAAUUUCGCAUAUUACUCUAUGAAAUUUCUCGCUGCCGGCGUGUACACAAACUACACCACAACCAUUCACGACCAUGGUGAUAUGGAGCUACAGGAUUCGUACCUAGCCGGACCAAAUGGCCAUCGGCUGGAAGUCAAAUUCCAUAGCAACACACAUGAGGAUGCUAUAAGAUACUGA
Molecule: messenger RNA, 1041 nt
Organism: Exophiala bonariae
Lineage: Eukaryota; Fungi; Ascomycota; Eurotiomycetes; Chaetothyriales; Herpotrichiellaceae
Exons: 2
Coding region: 1-1041 (346 amino acids)
Molecular function (GO): monooxygenase activity; iron ion binding; heme binding
Source: RefSeq, a predicted model, not a curated record